UAAUUUCAAAAAAAAAUACUUUUUCAGACGAAAUACAACCACAACAACAGCACCUAGCCCAACUUGCCAUUUUAACAACAUUAACGGACCUACAAGCCUUUCAUUAUCAGCUUCUUUUGCUUCUCCAGUUCCCCCUUCAUUUCGACCUUUUCGGCAUCGAGAAAUGAAGCAAAGGAGAGUAACUAAUGGCGAUUUUCUUGGUUUGCUUGAAAGAAUGCAAAGUCAAAGAAUGGAUGAACAACGUUGUUAUUUGCCUUUUAAUAAUAAUAAAAAUGGAAGUGGUAGUGGUGGUUUUAAGACCCCCAAUGGCGCUCAAAAUGGAAAAGCUCAAUUGACAGCUACCUCAUCAGUCUGUUCAUCUCAUAAUAAUUUGCAACGGCUUUCUAGUAGAGAAAAUGGGGGAGCCCUUGUUAGACAGAUUCUCUCCAAGUCAGGCCCAUAUCCCCAAAUUGUUGUAGUUACAAAAGGUGAAGAAUGUGGAUUUUGGUUGGAUGGAGCUAUUGAACUUGAAGAUGUGGAAAAUAGUGACAGCUUUAUUUACACUAAUGUAGCAAAUGUUGAAUCAAAACUUGAAACAGAUGAUGAAGGAGCUCUUUCUUAUAGAAGGCACUUUCUCGGUCGUGAACAUCACAACUUUUAUGCUUUAGACCCUCUAUUGGGUCCACUUAUUCUCAGCGUUAGAGUUGAAACUUCUUCAACACCACAAACUCCCUCCUCCCCAAAAUCAACUCCAAAUCAACAACAACAACAAAAUUAUCGUUUAAUUUUGCGUUCCCGUUUAGGCACUAAACACCAAUUAAUCCCCUCAACUUCAUUUAAUAAUUCCCGUCCAAGUGCCAGUCAGCUAGCGAGACAUUUAUACGCGGAUAUUGGAACUGACAGGUUUUGGCCUGUUGCGUUUCCUGGGGGAAGUGAAUUAAUAUUACAAUUUGAUGAACAUGUGAUUAGUAAUACUUACAAAUUUGGUGGUAUCGCUUCUCGGCCUUUUGGCUAA
Molecule: messenger RNA, 994 nt
Organism: Meloidogyne enterolobii
Lineage: Eukaryota; Metazoa; Nematoda; Chromadorea; Rhabditida; Meloidogynidae
Source: the annotation of a GenBank genome assembly